Capsella rubella is the source of this 2433-nucleotide messenger RNA. Its product is annotated as NADPH--cytochrome P450 reductase 1. The transcript is spliced from 17 exons. The coding region runs from base 133 to 2211 and encodes 692 amino acids. NCBI's taxonomy places the organism in Eukaryota, Viridiplantae, Streptophyta, Magnoliopsida, Brassicales, Brassicaceae. The record is from RefSeq and is a predicted model, not a curated record. Gene Ontology annotation, cellular component: cytosol. Gene Ontology annotation, molecular function: flavin adenine dinucleotide binding; FMN binding; NADPH-hemoprotein reductase activity.
AGCCCCUCUUUGCUUCCUCUGCAACUCUCUCUGCUUCGGUGCUUCCUCUUCCUCUUCGAUCUCUCCCCUGUAUCCCUCAAACCCUGGAGAGAGAGAGUUGACUGACGGGGAAGCUUCUCAAUCGAGACGAAGAUGACCUCUGCUUUGUAUGCUUCCGAUUUGUUCAAGCAGCUCAAGUCAAUUAUUGGGACCGAUUCGAUUUCGGACGACGUCGUCCUUGUGAUUGCAACCACUUCUUUGGCUCUUGUAGCUGGCUUUGUUGUUUUGUUAUGGAGGAAAUCUACGGCGGAUCAGAGCCGGGAGCUUAAGCCUUUGGUCAUCCCUAAGUCUCUUAUGUCUAAGGACGACGACGACGAUGUGGAUUUGGGAUCCGGCAAGACUAGAGUCUCUAUCUUCUUCGGUACUCAGACUGGAACUGCUGAGGGAUUUGCUAAGGCAUUAUCAGAAGAAAUCAAAGCCAGAUAUGAAAAAGCCUCUGUCAGAGUCAUUGACUUGGAUGACUAUGCUGCUGAUGAUGACCAAUAUGAAGAGAAAUUGAAGAAGGAAUCUUUGGCAUUUUUUUGUGUUGCUACUUAUGGAGACGGAGAGCCUACUGACAAUGCUGCUAGAUUUUACAAAUGGUUUACGGAGGAAAAUGAACGGGAUAUAAGUCUUCCACAACUAACAUAUGGUGUGUUUGCUCUUGGUAAUCGCCAGUAUGAACACUUUAAUAAGAUUGGGAUAGUUCUUGAUGAAGAGCUUUGUAAGAAAGGUGCAAAGCGCCUUACUGAAGUUGGUCUAGGAGAUGAUGAUCAGAGCAUCGAGGAUGAUUUUAAUGCCUGGAAGGAAUCGUUAUGGUCUAAACUAGACAAGGUUCUCAGGGACGAGGAUGAUAUAAGUGUGGUAACUCCCUAUACAGCUGUUAUUCCUGAAUACCGGCUGGUGAUUCAUGAUCCUAGUUUUACAUCCGAGAAAUCAAUGGACUCAAAUGUGGCCAACGGAAAUACUGCAAUUGACAUUCAUCAUCCCUUCAGAGUUGAUGUUGCUGUGCAGAGGGAGCUUCAUACACCUGAAUCUGAUCGGUCUUGCAUCCAUCUCGAGUUCGACAUAUCAGGGACUGCUAUUACAUAUGAAACAGGAGACCAUGUAGGUGUAUAUGCGGAAAAUCAUGUUGAAAUAGUUGAAGAAGCUGGAAAAUUGCUUGGCCACUCUCUAGAUUUAGUAUUUUCCAUACAUGCUGAUAAGGAAGAUGGCUCCCCGUUAGGAAGCGCAGUGCCGCCUCCUUUCCCUGGUCCAUGCACACUUGGGACUGCUUUGGCAAGAUACACAGACCUUUUGAACCCUCCUCGAAAGUCUGCGUUAGUUGCCUUGGCGGCCUAUGCCACUGAACCAAGCGAAGCCAAGAAACUCAAAAACCUGACAUCACCUGAUGGAAAGGAUGAGUAUUCACAAUGGAUUGUUGCAAGUCAGAGAAGUCUGUUAGAGGUGAUGGCUGCUUUUCCAUCUGCAAAACCCCCACUAGGUGUAUUUUUUGCUGCAAUAGCUCCUCGUCUACAACCUCGUUACUACUCCAUCUCCUCUUCGCCGAGAUUAAUGCCAAGUAGAGUUCAUGUUACAUCCGCACUGGUAUAUGGUCCAACUCCUACUGGUAGAAUCCACAAGGGGGUGUGUUCGACAUGGAUGAAGAAUGCAGUUCCUGCGGAGAAAAGUCAUGAAUGUAGUGGAGCCCCAAUCUUUAUUCGAUCAUCUAAUUUCAAGUUACCGUCCAACCCUUCAACUCCAAUCGUUAUGGUGGGACCUGGGACUGGCUUUGCACCUUUUAGAGGGUUUCUGCAGGAAAGGAUGGCACUAAAAGAAAAUGGAGAAGAACUAGGUUCAUCUUUGCUCUUCUUUGGGUGUAGAAAUCGACGGAUGGAUUUUAUAUACGAGGAUGAGCUAAAGAAUUUUGUUGAUCAAGGCGUAAUAUCUGAGCUCAUUGUGGCAUUCUCGCGUGAGGGAGCACAGAAGGAGUAUGUUCAACAUAAGAUGAUGGAGAAGGCAGCACAAGUUUGGAAUUUAAUACAGGAAGGAGGAUAUCUCUAUGUAUGUGGUGAUGCUAAGGGCAUGGCGAAGGAUGUCCACCGAACUCUACACACCAUUGUUAUAGAGCAGGAAGGUGUGAGUUCGUCAGAGGCAGAGGCUAUAGUUAAGAAACUUCAAACUGAAGGAAGAUACCUGAGAGAUGUCUGGUGAUUUUGAUUAAUUGGAAUUUUCUGCCUUUUCAAGGUUUCUUGAAACGAAGACUUCUUUUUUUUUACCAAUUAGAUAUUUAUUUGUUUAGUUUCUCUCAAUCUCCCUUCUUUCCUACUUGCUUAUUUAUAGUCAAACAUGAAUGGUGGUUUGUCAAAGUUGUCUUUGUAUGAACAAAAAUAUAAACUAUAAAAUAAAUCUGGAGAGCGAAAAGAUUUUAUUAUA